AUGUCUUCUUUGCUCUUUCCUUCAUCGGUACGAUAUUCUUCUCUUUUUCUGAAUGACUUUCCAGCCAACCUUCUUGGUGAUGAUUUCUUUUAUCUUUCCUAUGUUGCUAAACGUCUUUGUAUUUCUUUCCGUGAAAUGACUACUUUUGUUUUUUCCUUCAUCAAGAUGUCUUCUUUACUCUUUCCUUCCUCGCCAACCUUCUUCGUGAUUACUUCAAUUAUCAUACCUAUAUUGAGUAAACGUCUUUGUCUUUCUUUCCUUGGGUUGACGACGUUUCUUUCCUUUUUUUGCUUCAUCAAGAUGUCUUCUUUGCUCUUUCCUUCCUCGAUGUCUUCUUUGCUCUUUCCUUCCUCGGUACGAUAUUCUUCUCUUUUUCUGAAUGACUUACCAGCCAAACUUCUUGGUGAUGAUUUCUUUUAUCUUUCCUAUGUUGCUAAACGUCUUUGUAUUUCUUUCCGUGGAAUGACUACUUUUGUUUUUCCUUCAUCAAGAUGUCUUCUUUACUCUUUCCUUCCUCGUAAACGUCUUUGUCUUUCUUUCCUUGGGUUGACUACGUUUGUUUUUCCUUCAUCAAGAUGUCUUCUUUACUUUUUCCUUCGUCGGUAUGACAUUCUUCUCUUUUUCUGA
Acanthosepion pharaonis is the source of this 627-nucleotide messenger RNA. The record is from the annotation of a GenBank genome assembly. Lineage: Eukaryota; Metazoa; Mollusca; Cephalopoda; Sepiida; Sepiidae.